Molecule: messenger RNA, 321 nt
Organism: Vicia faba (fava bean)
Lineage: Eukaryota; Viridiplantae; Streptophyta; Magnoliopsida; Fabales; Fabaceae
Source: the annotation of a GenBank genome assembly
AUGCGUGUUGUACUCACGGCCAUUAUUCCAUGGGAUUACGCUUCACAAGGCUCUUCUCAACGUAAACAAUACAAAGAACGAAGCGAAAAGGAGGAAGAAGUAAUGGAGUUCGAAGCGAUUUACCUAUCGGAGAAGGUCCGGUGCCUCCUCAAGCGCAGUGAAGCGAUGACAAACCAGAGAUCUUCAGGUAAUUGCUGCGUUCUCUGCUUCUUAUCUUCUUCUUCGUCCAAUUCAAUUUUCUUCUUCUGCUACUUUUUCUUGAUCUUUCUGUUUUCUGUUACAAAUCUUCUAAUUUCAAAUAACAAAGAUACCGAGAUAUAA